Notothenia coriiceps (black rockcod) is the source of this 767-nucleotide messenger RNA. RefSeq names its product stomatin (gene stom). Lineage: Eukaryota; Metazoa; Chordata; Actinopteri; Perciformes; Nototheniidae. Bases 1 to 684 code for a protein of 227 amino acids. Gene Ontology annotation, cellular component: plasma membrane. The transcript has 5 exons. The record is from RefSeq and is a predicted model, not a curated record.
AUGCAUCACGACAUGCAUGUAGACCUGAAGCAACUCUUUGUUAAAAACUAUUUGCAUUCUUGUGAUUCCGCAGGGCUGUUCUUCAUCUUGCCGUGCACUGACAGCUUCAUUAAUGUGGACAUGCGCACCAUCACCUUCGACAUCCCACCACAAGAGGUUCUGACCAAAGACUCUGUGACAGUGAGUGUGGACGGUGUGGUGUACUACCGGGUGCAGAAUGCUACCCUGGCGGUGGCUAACAUCACUAAUGCGGAUGCUGCCACCCGGCUGUUGGCCCAGACCACCCUGAGGAACGUCCUGGGCACCAAGAGUCUGGCUGAGAUCCUGUCAGACCGGGAAGAAAUCGCUCACAGCAUGCAGUCCACUCUGGAUGAUGCUACAGACGACUGGGGGAUCAAGGUGGAGCGGGUGGAGAUCAAAGACGUUAAGCUGCCCGUCCAGCUGCAGAGAGCGAUGGCUGCUGAGGCCGAGGCCACCCGGGAGGCCAGAGCCAAGGUGAUCGCGGCGGAGGGAGAGAUGAACGCGUCGCGGGCCCUGAAGGAGGCCUCCCUGGUGAUCGCAGAGUCUCCGUCAGGCCUGCAGCUACGCUACCUUCAGACCCUCAGCACCAUCGCCGCCGAGAAGAACUCCACCAUCAUCUUCCCGCUGCCUAUGGAGAUGAUGCAGGCCUUCAUGAAACGUUGAGGCAGAGCCGUGAAACACACACACACACACACACACACACACACACACACACACACACACACACACACACACACACACACACA